AUGCCUCGUCUCUUUGGGUCGGAUGGGGAACGCUACUCUGACCUUGGGGUAUCGGAUGAUGAGGCUGGGGAACCACACUGGGACAUGGGGUAUGAGGAGGCACGGAGGGCUGUGGAGGAAAAGGGGGAAAUCACGGACCUAUUGGAAGGGGAUUCGAUGAUGGACGGGGAAGAGUACCUGGUGGAGGACAAGGAGGAAGGGGAGCUGGCUUACGAGGGGAAGGGGCAUCGGAUCAGUCCGGACUACCUAUUCGCGCUAUUCAAUUACCCGGCAGCUGAGCGGUGGCAAUACUUGGCAGCCGAAAAAGGGGAUGAAGGAAGGAUAGUUCUCGGUAGUUAUUACAGCCUCAAAAAGGAGGCCACUCGAGUUGCCUGCCCUGCCUUUGAGGACCUGCCGGUGUCACUUAACCAUGAAUUGGGGAUGGCCCAACAGACGGACCUGAGGAAGCUGCUGGUAGAGUAUCGGGAGGUCUUUGCCACAGAAGCAGAACCGUUGGGCACCCACCCCACCGUCCUUCAUCACAUUGCCACUGGGGAUGGGGUGAAGCCGGAUGCGGGAAAGGUGGAGGCGAUUAGUAUGAUGGCGGCACCGGUGGAUGUGAGAGGGGUCCGGGAGUUCCUGGGGUGCACCAGUUACUACCGGCGGUUCAUAAAGGGGUAUGCGAAGGUGGCGCAUUCCCUCACGCAGCUGCUGCACAAGGACAACCCAUUUGAGUGGACGGACAAAUCUGGGGAAGAAAGCAGCAGCUCGGUUGAUGGGGAAGGGGACGGAGGGGAUAGUGGUGAGGAGGAAGGAGACGAGGUGGACGGCCGUGAACCAGAGGAAAUGAGUAGCAAUACGGAGAAGCGGGAUGGGGAAGAAGAAGGAGAAUGCGGGGAGGUUGAUCUGGCAUGGGAUACGGCUGAGAAGCGGAGGGUGCGGGCCCGGGGAAAGAAGUUCGAACUACGGGAUGGGGUGCUGUGGAACCUGAAGGCAAAGGGGGAUAAAAAGCCGGUCCCUAGGAAGGAAGAGAGGGGGGAGAUCAUUAGCCUCCUUCACGGGCUGGGGCACCUUGGGGUCCAACGCACCACCGACCUGGUUCGGAAGCAGUACGACUGGUAUGGCAUGGGGAGUGACGUAUCAGCCUUCGUACGAGGGUGCCCUACCUGCACCUUCCAGAGGGGAUCCUGGACAGCAAAAGAGGAACUGCGGCCGGUCCCGGUUCCAAAGGACGCUAAAGGGGGCAUUGGUGAGACCAACCCGUUUGAAUGGGAUGAGAACAUCUGCUGGGUCUUGUUGGGGUACCGGGCCUCCAUUCAUUCCUCCACCAAAUUCUCCCCCUUUUUCUUGCUCUAUGGCCGCCACCCCAACAUCACGGGUAGUACCUUGACGGAAUGGGAAGUAAAGGAGCUGACCGAGCUAUCCAACGAGGAGGAAGCCGAUGCAGCAGCUGGAAUUAUCUAUGAAAGGUCCUCAGAAAUGGAGCUGGCUCUGGCAAAGGCAGCUGAGAACCAUGGUAAGGCACAGGAGAAGGAGAAGGUCGACUUUGACCGACGUCGAACCCUCCUGGAGCCGAUCAGGAUAGGGGAUUUCAUUCGGAUCAAACCGACCAAGAGGGUGGCUUGGGCGGACCAGGACCGGAAAUAA
Molecule: messenger RNA, 1626 nt
Organism: Closterium sp. NIES-65
Lineage: Eukaryota; Viridiplantae; Streptophyta; Zygnematophyceae; Desmidiales; Closteriaceae
Source: the annotation of a GenBank genome assembly